Molecule: messenger RNA, 1918 nt
Organism: Colias croceus (clouded yellow)
Lineage: Eukaryota; Metazoa; Arthropoda; Insecta; Lepidoptera; Pieridae
Product: F-box/LRR-repeat protein 20
Exons: 13
Coding region: 143-1438 (431 amino acids)
Biological process (GO): SCF-dependent proteasomal ubiquitin-dependent protein catabolic process
Cellular component (GO): SCF ubiquitin ligase complex
Molecular function (GO): protein binding
Source: RefSeq, a predicted model, not a curated record
AACGAAGAACGGGGUAUACUCGGUCGGCGAAAAAUUAAAAGACGUCCAUAUUUGUUGGAUAUUUCACUAAUCCGUGGUUGUGUAUUUAGGGCCAGUGGACUAUAAACUCAACACUGUGGCUAAGGUGACCCCGUUCCCGAGUAUGACUUAUUCCGGAAGGAAUAAAUUCGAGAUCGCUCGGUUUUCGGGCGAAGAUGAAAAUCAUAUAAACAAAAAACUACCAAAAGAACUACUGCUGCGAAUACUCUCUUACCUCGACGUAGUAUCGUUAUGUAGGUGCGCUCAGGUAUCAAAGUUAUGGAAUAUCUUGGCACUGGACGGCUCUAACUGGCAACGAAUUGAUUUAUUUGACUUCCAAAGAGAUGUAGAGGGUCCAGUAAUAGAGAAUAUAUCGCAAAGAUGCGGCGGAUUUCUGCGUCAACUCUCACUGAGGGGGUGCGAGAGUAUAGCCGAUGGAUCUAUGAAAACUUUAGCUCAAUCUUGUCCGAACAUAGAAGAUUUAAACUUGAACAAAUGCAAGAAGCUCACGGAUCAAACGUGUCAGGCGUUGGGCAGGCGGUGUAGCAAGUUGCAAAGGAUCAACCUCGAUUCCUGUCCAAGUAUAUCAGAUAUAUCAUUGAAAGCUCUCUCAGAUGGAUGUCCAUUAUUAACACACGUAAAUGUGUCCUGGUGUCAGUCCAUAACAGAAAAUGGCGUCGAGGCGUUGGCAAGAGGUUGUCCAAAGUUAAAGAGUUUCAUCUGUAGAGGCUGUAAAAACGUCAAUGACAAAGCGGUAUCAUGCUUGGCAACAUACUGUCCAGAUUUGGAGGUACUCAACGUGCAGGGCUGUGAUAACAUAACAGACGAGUCCAUAUCCCGUCUGGGCGGGGCAUUACGCAGACUCUGCGUGUCUGGUUGUUCCCGUCUGACAGACGCAUCAUUAUGUGCUCUAGCCGCACAUUGUCCAGAUUUGGCCACGUUGGAGUUGGCUCAGUGCGCUCAGCUUACUGAUGCUGGCUUCCAGGCACUUGCUAGGAGCUGCAGAAUGCUGGAACGGAUGGACCUAGAAGAGUGUGUUUUAAUAACGGACACGACGCUUGUACACUUGGCCAUGGGCUGUCCGCGGUUAGAAAAACUGACGCUAUCUCACUGUGAGCUGAUAACAGACUAUGGCAUUAAACAGUUGUCAAUGUCGCCUUGUGCUGCAGAACAUCUAACUGUGCUGGGAUUGGACAACUGUCCUCUAGUUACUGACGGCGCGUUAGAACAUUUGAUAUCGUGUCACAAUUUGCAAUUGAUCGAAUUGUACGACUGCCAAAUGGUCACCAGGAAUGCUAUACGGAAACUACGUAACCACCUGCCAAACAUAAAAGUGCACGCUUACUUCGCGCCCGUGACUCCGCCCGUCACCGGCGGUGGAGCUAGACCGAGAUACUGUAGAUGCUGUAACAUCAUAUGAAAUAUCUUAAAAUUUAUAUGUAGAUAAAUGUCGUGUUAGGGAUUAAUUGGGUUUGACAUGGAAAAUGUCAUGUUUUGUCAUUGAGAUACUAUUACGUAUGGAGACGACACCGCCUACAUCACUUAUGUUCCGCUCAACAUAGGUCAAAUGGCCUCUCAAUGUCUCCUCUAUACGUAGUAAUAAUAGCUCAAUGUGUUUUGUGUGUAAUUUUGACAUUUAUUGUUCAAGUCAUGUCGAAUCGGGUAUUAAAAUGUCAUGAAAAAAAACACAGUUUUCAAAUAGUUUGGUAGUCUGUGGAUCAUUUAUGUAUUGUAUUAUAUGAUUUUAUGUCAAUAAAUAUGUAUUUUUUUGUGUUUUGUGUAAUUUUGAUAUGUAUUGUGGUUUAAGGGUGCUUUUCCACGAAUAAUGAGUGAGGAUGUGUGGCGGGGAAUGUGUUUGUGAAUAACCAAUAGUAUCGCUUCAUUUAGUGUGAAGUUUGAA